UAGCGCGCCGUAGCUUUGUCUAUCUUUACCCAGCUUCUUUCUCCGGUCCGCCCUAAACUCCUUUGGCAAGAGACCCCAUCCCGACCACGGUUCGUUCUUCCCCCUCCAAGAUGGAGGCCUUAGGGGGCUACCCUGCCAAGUCCUCCAACCCGAAAGCGAAGAAGUUAACGGUGCUGCUGAGCAUGACAGUCGGUGUGGGGUGUUUGUUCCUCCUGCAGACUCAGCUGGUGAAGCCGAGGAAACCUGCGGAUUUUUACUCCUUCGAGGUCAAAGACGCGAAGGGGAGGACGGUGUCUCUGGAGAAGUACCGAGGAAAAGCGUCUUUGGUUGUAAACGUGGCGAGUCACUGCGAGCAGACUGAGGCGAACUACAGGUCUCUGCAGGAGCUCCACCGAGAGCUGGGCACCUCUCACUUCAACGUCCUGGCCUUUCCCUGCGGUCAGUUCGGAGACACAGAGACCGGGACCAGCCGGGACAUCGAGGCUUUCGCCAAGUCCACCUAUGGCGUCACCUUCCCCUUCUUCAGCAGGAUCAAAAUAAUGGGCUCAGAGGCUGACCCUGCCUUCAGAUUCCUCACAGAUUCUGUGAAGAAAAUCCCAAAGUGGAACUUCUGGAAGUUUUUGGUGAAUCCAGAGGGUAAAGUGGUCCGGUUCUGGCGAACGGACGAGCCUAUGGAGAGCGUUCGACAAGAGGCCACAGCGUUGGUGCGAGAAAUCAUCCUGAAAAAACGGGUAGAGCUAUGAUGGAGCUUAUCGAUGGAUACUAGACACAUCUUUGUGUGACGCCGGUGUUUCCUGUUUCCAAAAGAAAGACCGGACUCUGAACUGUUACAGCGAGUGUGGUUUGGUGGUGUCUCGCUCCAGAAACGUGCAGGAUGGAAAAGGUCAUUCAAGGCUAGUCAGAUUGUGUGUGCAUUUGUGAGAGCAUGUGUUUGUUUGUAUGGGGACCAUCCUGUGGUUAAUGAUGACAAUUAUGAUGAACAUUCCUGAUAAUGACCACUGCUGCAGCGGAAGGAUUGUUUAACCAUUGAAGUGUUGCAUUUUACAAAUGUUCUGUUUGGCCUAGUCUGUACUUUAUACCAUCUAUUUCUAAUGUUUACAUUAAAAUGUAUUUCUUAAGGUG
Molecule: messenger RNA, 1122 nt
Organism: Larimichthys crocea (large yellow croaker)
Lineage: Eukaryota; Metazoa; Chordata; Actinopteri; Sciaenidae
Gene: gpx8
Product: glutathione peroxidase 8 (putative)
Exons: 3
Coding region: 111-743 (210 amino acids)
Biological process (GO): response to oxidative stress
Molecular function (GO): glutathione peroxidase activity
Source: RefSeq, a predicted model, not a curated record